Messenger RNA from Microcebus murinus (gray mouse lemur), 2643 nucleotides. Lineage: Eukaryota; Metazoa; Chordata; Mammalia; Primates; Cheirogaleidae. The record is from RefSeq and is a predicted model, not a curated record.
GAUUAAAAUCUAUUACAGAACAUGAUGAUCCUUUUCAACAGAUUGGGAGAGAAUUCUUCAAAGGACAAUAAAAACAGCCAAUAGCUGGGAAGUUGUCUGGCUUUUUUAUUUUUCUCAUAUUUAUAUAAGCAUAUUUAUUCUUGUUAUAUUAUUAAUAUUCUUACAUCAUCUUACAGAACAGGACAAUAGGUGUCCCUGUGGUGUAACUUUUUUUAACUUGAAAGUUUUCACUUUAGUUUAACUAAAGUUUCACUAAGGAAAAGCUGAAAUUUUCCAUGAGGGUAUCUUGUUAAUGCAUCCAGUAAUGGCUAACUUUUGAAAGAAAAAUAUAUUGUUUACAUUUCUCUGAUAUCUGUGGUCAGGAAUAAGUAUAGAAUGUGCUUAAAAAGAAGAAAAGCAGUUGUCAGAUUGUUUUCGUUUAUUUAAUAAGGGGUAUAUGUAAGUACUAUGUAUCUUUUAUCUGAAAGAAUAAGUUGACAUUCAGGUAUGUCCGUAUGCUUUUAAUAUUAAAUUAUUAAGUUCAUACAUUUUCAAAAUACUUGGUAAAACUAACUGUGGUGGCCUUGAACUGAAAAGUAUAUACUUAAUAUCAGGCUUUGAUCUAAUUCGAUAGAAAUUCCAGUUUUAGUUGGAAUUACUUGGCUGGGUGUUUGAGCAGUUACCAUCUGGGGAAUGUUAAUUAGUGCCUACUUCCUCUGUGAGUUCCAGAGUCUAGUGCUCAAGCUUGGAAACCCAGAAAUGUUAUUGGCACUUUGAAAAUAGAUCUAGUACUGUCCAGUGCAGUCGUGUUAACCAAAAACCAGAUUCUCAUUUUCCAUCAUAAGCACAUUAUCUUUAGUAGGAAAUCUACGUGAAAAGCUACAUAAUAAUCAGAAGGUUGCUUGGUGACCAUGGAAUCAGACCAAGGAAAGUUAGAGUUAUUACCUUAAUGACUGGUGUCAUUUAUCUUUAUUGUAUGUACUAAUCUGUCAUCUAGAUUAGAUUCCCUUUUAUUUGUGGCCCAAAAUAUCCUCACCUCUGUAUACUAUUAGAAGACUCAAAUUUGCCUUUGUAAUACUUCCUUUCAGGUGCUACCCUUCCUAGGUUUUUAUGCUCGCCUCUUCCUUUCUUGAUAGCCAACUUUUCAUUGAGUAUUAGGUAUUUGAGACUCAGCCUGGGAGCUUUUCUUAAUAAAAUGACUUAACAUGACUAUACUCUCAUCUACUCUGUUUUAUACUUUAACCUGAGAGCAUCCUUACUUUCUUUUCAAGUUUGGGAAGAAGGGAUGUGGUGUCUUGCUCUUCUCUCUGUGUAUUAUCAACACAUGCAGCAUCUGUUCCACAAAGUGACUGGUGAUGGUGGCACUAUUUCCAAGGGGAAAAUAUGCUCUUUAAAAGCACGAGCUGUCUUGAUUGAUAUGGAAGAAGGGGUAGUGAAUGAAAUUCUGCAAGGACCAUUGAGAGAUGUGUUUGAUAGCAAGCAGCUCAUCACUGAUAUUUCUGGCUCAGGAAAUAACUGGGCUGUGGGUCACAAGGUUUUUGGUAGUCUUUAUCAAGAACAGACUUUAGAGAAACUGAGAAAGUCAGCAGAGCACUGUGAUUGCUUGCAGUGUUUCUUUAUAAUACAUUCCAUGGGAGGAGGAACAGGAUCUGGACUUGGCACAUUUCUUUUAAAGGUGCUUGAAGAUGAAUUCCCAGAAGUGUACAGAUUUGUGACUUCAAUUUAUCCUUCCAGUGAGGAUGAUGUCAUAACCUCACCUUAUAAUAGCAUCUUGGCAAUGAAGGAACUUAAUGAACAUGCAGACUGUGUGUUGCCCAUUGACAAUCAAUCUUUAUUUGACAUCAUUAGCAAAAUUGACUUUGUGGUGAAUUCUGGAAAGUUGGAUACAACUGUGAAGCCAAAGAGUCUGGUUACUUCAAGUGCUGGGGCUUUAAAAAAGCAGCAGAAGAAGCCCUUUGAUGCAAUGAACAACAUUGUGGCAAAUUUGCUGCUCAACCUAACAAGCUCUGCAAGAUUUGAAGGAUCCCUUAAUAUGGACCUUAAUGAAAUCAGCAUGAAUUUAGUUCCUUUUCCUCAACUUCAUUAUCUUGUGUCAAGCCUAACUCCUCUAUAUACACUGGCAGAUGUUAAUAUUCCUCCUCGAAGAUUGGAUCAAAUGUUUUCAGAUGCCUUUAGUAAAGAUCACCAGCUAAUUCGGGCAGACCCCAAACAUAGUCUUUACCUCGCCUGUGCUCUCAUGGUUAGAGGAAAUGUACAGAUUUCAGAUCUUCGCAGAAAUAUUGAAAGGUUAAAACCCUCUCUACAGUUUGUCUCCUGGAAUCAAGAAGGCUGGAAGACCAGCCUGUGUUCAGUACCUCCUGUGGGUCACUCUCAUUCAUUAUUAGCUUUAGCAAAUAACACAUGUGUAAAGCCUACCUUCAUGGAACUGAGAGAGAGGUUCAUGAGGCUCUACAAGAAAAAGGCUCACCUUCAUCACUAUCUACAAGUUGAAGGGAUGGAAGAAAGCUGUUUCACAGAAGCUGUGUCAUCCUUGUCAGCACUCAUACAGGAAUAUAACCAACUGGAUGCCACAAAAAGCAUGCCUGUGCCAGAUAUACCUAGAUUAAGCGUAGCUGUGUAAAAAACAAACACAAAAAAUAUAACUUUUACUUUUUCUUAGUUUCA